AUGGCGACAGCGAAGACCACGACAAAUACUACAGCAAGAUCCUCAAAACUUCCGGUGAGACGUACAUCCGCAUCAACAGCCAGCAUUAUCUCUUCAAUGACGACUGCAAUGCAUACCGCUACUAUCAAUACCAAUACCAAUCGAAAUUCCUUACCUGCUUUGACAGAAGUUACUAGACGCGCCGCGCAUGUUACAAGAAAUGUACAAUGUACACAUUUGACUACUACACGGUUGUUUACAACAGAGUUUCGGUGUAGCAUUUGUUUUCGGGAAGGUUCAUUUGGAUGGAUUUGGAGAUGUACUCAAGAUCGCGAACUUAUGUUAGAGGAUGAUAUGGAUCAUGGACAUGCACAUGAUUUAUUAACUUUCCCAAAGAGUCAAGAGAAACUCGACGAUCUUUGUGAUAUUUUCCCAAGACCUACUUCACCCAGGCCACGUGGACCCGAGGCACGCAAGUCGAGAUUGAGUUUCCUAGAUGAAAUCAGCAAUGAAGAUCUCAAAACUUAUACACCCGCAAAAAUCCAAAUAAUCCUCAAACAACGCAGUCAUCUUCUUGACAUACUUGCCGAUUAUGAGGAGCCCGAACUCACAACGUCAAUCUCUUCCAGCAACAUCCCUCGUUUUUUGUUCAAUCCUUUCUCUCGCCCAUCACCCAUUGCCUCUCAAACAGCUCCAAACUUGAGAGUCACCAACCCACGUCCAUGGUUGCCAUCAAGAGGUACAGAGUGCCAGUUCAAAUGUUGCCAUACAUGCCGACCCACCCUCGUCGAUCGCAGUUACCUCAGUCUCAAUGCCAUUGUAAAUGACGACGUACCUUGUACCGCUACCACUGGAUUUGGGUUUAAUUUGCAGAAGUUUAGGCCCGUGGGCAAAGUUGAGCUUGUUAAGAACUUGGGAUUGAGACCAAAUCCAGUUUCACCCCCUCCAAACCGACCACGAUCUCGAAAUUUGCGAUAUCGAAGACAAGCAACCGAUCUUGGUCUUGGUAUUCUAAGUCAUCGAUCAAUUGCCACAUCCACUCCCAACAACCUGAAAUCCAAUUCUCUACCUUCUCCAACAUACUCCUGCAACCCGUCACGACCACUUCCAACCCCUUACCCCCGAUCCGAUUUCUUCUCCGACACUCCUUCCUCAACCCCCGGAUCUUUCCCGAGUUCUUCUACUGACAGCACUCCAACGUCCUCCGAAUCUACCUCCUCCUACCCGUUCCCAUAUAUUAAGAAAUCGGCUCCUCCCUACCAUCCAAGCAUCAGUAACAAUCCAUUCAGAUUCCUGAGCUCCAACAUUCUCCAAAAUCAUGCAGUACUGAUUCCUCUUCCUCCACAAACUCCCUCGGAAAUCUCAUUACUAGCUGCACCGACAACACCAACGCUAAUGGAAAAAUCCGAAUCCGAUGGUCGUUUUUUCGGCGCGGGACCUUUGGAGGUAGAAGAUGGGGUUGCGGUUAUGGAAGAGGGUGUUGGCUUACAUGUCCCAGAUGUUUUGAUUACACAAUUUUAA
Messenger RNA from Sclerotinia borealis F-4128, 1500 nucleotides. Lineage: Eukaryota; Fungi; Ascomycota; Leotiomycetes; Helotiales; Sclerotiniaceae. The record is from the annotation of a GenBank genome assembly.